Messenger RNA from Olea europaea var. sylvestris, 753 nucleotides. RefSeq lists its product as uncharacterized. NCBI's taxonomy places the organism in Eukaryota, Viridiplantae, Streptophyta, Magnoliopsida, Lamiales, Oleaceae. Bases 229 to 738 code for a protein of 169 amino acids. The record is from RefSeq and is a predicted model, not a curated record. The transcript has a single exon.
AUAAUUUCUAACAAAUUGGAUGCUUGAAUAGAUACAUUUAAGGAAAAGAAUACAAGUUUGGGAUCAACAUAAAAGUGCAAAUGAUAUUGUAGUAGUGUCUUCUUCUACAAACACAGAAACUCUAUACAUAACAACAUCAGUAAAAAAAGAGAUAAGAUUCAACCAAAGAACUUGGGAUCAUAGCCAUUGCUAGAGGUGGCUAGAAUAUAAUAAGCUACAAUAUGACCAAUGGAGCCCCAAGCCAGUACAUCAACAAUGUUGAAUCCAACAGGGUCAUUAGAUUUAAGAAGGCUCACAUAUUCCUUGGCCCUCACAUCACCUGCUUCAAAGUGUGAAACUCCAUUCUGUUCAGGCACCUGUUUGGCCACGUUUUCCCUUUGGAAGUUGAAGAAAACAAACCUGCCCAAGAAAAGGGAGAGUCCAGUGCUUAAGCUGAUGACCAGUGAAGGGUUGAGCUCAGCCUUGAUUUUGAGGCUGCUCGGCCUGGCCUUGGCGGUGAAUGGGCGGCAGAAGGUGGAGGAGAUGGGUUUCUGGAAGGUUGUGUCAGUGGGCUUGUUAAGAGGUCUGAGACCUUGGAAAGUUGGUGUGGAGAACAACGUGGAGGCCAUGGUGGUGGUGGGAGGAGGAGGAGGACUGGGGAUUUUUUUGAUAAAUAGAUUGUGGAUAUCGGUUAGAUUAUUAAUCAAAGGUCAGAGGUUUAAUUUGAGGAGAAAGAUUUGUGAAGAGGAGGAUGAAUGAAAGAGAGAUUUUGAU